UCUUAUUCGAUGUGCUCUGUGUCUGAAGAUUGUUUCUUGCCCUAGCUCGAUCUUUUCCUUCCGUCCUCUCUCUCAAAAUGGUUUGGUCUUCCCCAAUCGAUCUCUUUCUUUUCAAUUAAGUAUAUGUCUCUGUAUGGGAUUACUUGCUAAAUUUCUUAUUUGAUGUGCUCUGUGUCUGAAGACUGUUUCUUGCCUUAGCUCGUUCUUCUCCUUCCGUCCUCUCUCUCAAACUGGUUUGGCCUUUCCUAAUCGAUCUAUUUUUUUUCAAUUGAAGUCGUAGCCCUAGAUUUUCUCUUUCUCAAGGUGGGUAUCAAUAUGGAGAUCUUGAAGGGCCCCCCAACAGCAGCAGCCGGAAAUGAUCUUUCCUGACAUCCAUUACUCUCCUAUCAACGAGUCCUCUUAACACUCUCAGCCGUCUUCAACAUCAAUCCUACCGUCGAUAAUUUUCACUCCUCAAUUCCCUUAUUUCCCGAUUAAUAAACCCUAACUUCUUAUACAUCCACUAUAUAUACACAUAUACACAUAUAAUUAACUAGUGUUGUUUCGUGCCGCAGAUCUUCUCUACAAGGACUACCAGAGCUACCAGAAGUUCAGUGUCACUACUAACUCUUCUACUAGUGUUGUAAGUGUUAUUUAUUUUUGAUAUAUAUUUUUUUUCCGUUGCUUCUUAGAUCUGUAUAUUUGCUUGGUAAGGCUAGAGUUAUCUCUCUAUUUAUUAUUUUGUGUAUGGUGUUAUUUGUAGAGUAUUUUAUAUGUGACUCAAUGUGUUUUGUUCAAAAAUUAAAAGAAAUCAGUUCAAUAGAUUUGAUACUUAUACCCUCUUUGAUCUUUGUUCCACUUUCAACUUUUGGUCUAUGUGAUUAAUGCAUUAUGGACUGAAAACAUGCCUGUGUGUGCGCAUGCUAUGUGGUUUUAUACAUUGCAUAUAGUGAACAAUUUCUAAAGGGAAUCUGCAUUCUUGUCACUUUUGAUGCCAUUUUGUUUUGUGUAAUAUAUCGUCGUGGUUUAUUUAUUUGAUUUUUAUUUCUUUUUAUAGAGCUUGUUAUAUACCUACAUGUCCAACCACAUUAUUUUGAUCAUUAUGAUACAGUAAACUCUUUGAAACUGAUUGAAUAUUCAUGUUGUUUAUGCUUAGGCUUUAGCAAAUAUUUAAGAAAGCAGAGCUUAGUGCUGGGACAGCUAAUGAAUUUCAAACUAAUCCAUUGACUUGGUUGGUGGUAUUAGUAAAUUUGCUAUUGGAAACAGUAAAACUAUUGCUUAAGAAUAAAGUGAACUUAUGAUGCUUGAUAGAAGUGAAAAUAGUAGUAUAGCUAUAUUUUUCAGGCAUCCUAUGGUUACAAUUUUUCAAGUGCUAAUUGUAUUUGUAAGCAAAAACAGCAAUUUGUUUACUACUUGGCUUUUUUGCAUAUUUGUUUAAUUGUAAAUUUGCUAUUGGAAACAGUAAAACUAUUGCUUAAGAAUAAAGUGAACUUAUGAUGCUUGAUGGAAGUGAAAAUAGUAGUAUAGCUAUAUUUUUCAGGGAUCCUAUGGUUACAAUUUUUCAAGUGCUAAUUGUAUUUGUAAGCAAAAACAACAAUUUGUUUACUACUUGGCUUUUUUGCAUAUUACGCAACAAAGAGAAAUGUAGAUUAUUUAACAAAUAUACCCCACAUUACAACAGUAAUCUAAAUGUGUUCAAAUUGGGAAAAAAAAAAAUAAAAAAGAAAAGAAAAAAAAAUCCCUAGAUUAAGUUUUGGAGGUGAUAAUCAAAUAUGAUGAUUUAGUUUAAGGAAUAAUGUAUUACAAUUUCCAAAAACUUUAGGAAUAAUGUAUUACAAUUUCCAAAAACUGAUAUCAUUUACGUUUUAAAAAACAAGCACGGUUUAUUCACCUCACCUCACGGGACUUCGAACACUCGGAGCUCCACAAAAUAGGAGAGCUUAUACCAUCUACGCAAAAAACCUAUUGAUAUCUACUUUUUUUAUUUUUAUUUCAUUUUAAGACAAUGUAUCAUACAAUUUAUGUUUUGUCUCAGAUUCAAACCCAUUUUCUCUUUUCAUUUGCCUUUCCAGUAUUUGGGAUGUAUAUUGAAUCUUACAGGAAGCACUAUAUAUUAUGAAACUGUACAUAGAAGCUAAGGAUAUCGUCAAAAUUCGCAUAGGCAUGCGCUGGUUUUGUCAAUACUCCCUAUUUUCUUCAUUAAAAAAAAGGUUUGGUUGGUUUAAGAUAUUUGAGACUAUUUAUGUCCUCAUGUAUAUUGGUUUAAGAUAUUUUCUUUAUUAAAAAAAAAGGUUUUACUUUUUCCAAGACUUGAAUGGGAUAGGACCACCCACCCGUCAUGGAAGAAGUUGAAAGAGUUAUGAAAUAUUCAACACAUGCAUCAAAUGACUUUUGUUUAUAACUGAUAUUUUUUUUUUUAUUUUUUUUAUUUUUAUUUUUUGUGUGUAUAGCCAAUUACAUGGACAAGUCUUGGAUUCAUGAUCACAAUAGGGGUAGUCGAAAGUAUUUGGAUGGCAUAAAAAGCUUCAUUAAGGUGGCUAGUCGUCAUGUAGUGUCAGACCGUAGGUCUCGAUGUCCGUGUCGUCGUUGCAGAAACAAGAUGGGGUAUAUGCAAAUUGAAGAAGUUGAGAAGCAUCUCUUAAGUAAUGGGAUGGACAGGGAGUAUACCAAUUGGAUAUAUCACGGGGAGGUUCCUCAAAGCAGCAAUAAUGUUAUUAUGCCAUGAAAGGAAUACUUCUCCCUUUGAGAAUGCCAUUUGAUUUCUAUUACACUAACAAAUGAUGUCACUAAAUUUACAUUUUUUGUUUAUAUUCUGGAGCAUGGUAGUUUAAUUAUGGACACCUCUGAGGCUCCAAUGCAUAGAGUAUUAAGGUCCUGCGUGCCUCAAACUGAGCCACCAGCUAUAAGUUUACCUGCUAGCUUGCCUCAAACUGGGGCACCAUCUUCAAGUUUACCUGCUGUACAACAGAAUGGAGAAUGUGGUGGUAGUAAUUCAACAAAUCAACAGCCUAGUAUGGAAGGUGACGGUAGUAAUUCACAAACGAGGCCACAACCAAGUGGAGGCCCAAGGCGAAAAGGGCGUGGAAAAGCAAAGAAUGUCGCCCUACAAAAAGCUAAGGGACUCUAUGGAAAAGAUGUUCCAAUUCCGGUAGAGUUUGGGACGGGGUAUAUUAAACCCGUAGGAAAAAAUAACAAAUUAUGGACGGCGGAAGUUGGCAUCCACAUGAGAGAUAAAGAAGCACUACUAAAUUUCAAAACAUGGAGGGAUAUUCCAGAAUCUGAGUGACAGGUUUGCUAUGAUCAUUUUAAGGUAA
This is a messenger RNA of Cornus florida, 3293 nucleotides long. RefSeq lists its product as uncharacterized. The transcript is spliced from 2 exons. NCBI's taxonomy places the organism in Eukaryota, Viridiplantae, Streptophyta, Magnoliopsida, Cornales, Cornaceae. The record is from RefSeq and is a predicted model, not a curated record. The coding region runs from base 2813 to 3265 and encodes 150 amino acids.